Molecule: messenger RNA, 591 nt
Organism: Humulus lupulus (European hop)
Lineage: Eukaryota; Viridiplantae; Streptophyta; Magnoliopsida; Rosales; Cannabaceae
Product: secreted RxLR effector protein 161-like
Exons: 2
Coding region: 1-591 (196 amino acids)
Source: RefSeq, a predicted model, not a curated record
AUGUCAGUACUGAUUGUGUAUGUCGAUGAAAUAACUGUCAUUGGAAACCAUACUGAAGAGAUUAGUCUAAUCAAAGAAAUGUUGGCAAAGGAGUUCGGGGUCAGGAUCUUGGUACACUCAGGAAUGCUUGGUAGCAAGCCCAACAAGACUCCAAUCGAGCUCGGAGACAAGAGGAAAAUGUUUGGUGGAAAUCCAGUUGACAAAGGGAGGUACCAGCAGCUAGUGGGGGCAGUUAUCUACCUCUCACAUACUAGACUUGAUAUUGCCAUUGCGGUAAGUCUGGUCAGUCAAUAUAUGCAUGAUCCAUGUCAAGGACAUCUCAAUGCAAUAUAUAGAGUUUUGAGGUAUCACAAGCAAACAAUAGGAACAUGUCUUUUCUUCAGAAAGAUAACUGAGAGGAAGGUUGAAAUGUUAACAGAUGCAGAUUGGGCUGGGUCAGUUGAUGAUAGAAAGUCUAUAUCUGGGUAUUGUACUCUUUUAUGGGGUAGUGUAGAAGCAAAAUAUAGAGCCAUGGCCCAUGGAGUGUGCGAAGGAAUAUGGAUUAAACGAUUACUAGAGGAGUUGAAGAUUGAGUAUGAAGCCCCUAUUUAG